Molecule: messenger RNA, 2292 nt
Organism: Pungitius pungitius (ninespine stickleback)
Lineage: Eukaryota; Metazoa; Chordata; Actinopteri; Perciformes; Gasterosteidae
Gene: cdk5rap3
Product: CDK5 regulatory subunit associated protein 3
Exons: 14
Coding region: 156-1670 (504 amino acids)
Biological process (GO): regulation of mitotic cell cycle; regulation of cyclin-dependent protein serine/threonine kinase activity
Cellular component (GO): endomembrane system
Source: RefSeq, a predicted model, not a curated record
UGGCAGAUCUAACGUCCCCGAUUUCUAUUCGCUCUCCUUCUCCUAACGUGUCAGUCCGGAUGGUGACAAUAAUCCUGCAUAAAAAUCUGCUAAAUAAUAAAACAAUGAAGCCGUAACCACCCAGAAAAGCUUUCGUUUUGAAAAAGUGAAGAAACAUGGAGAAUAUCCAAAGUCUUCCAAUCGACAUACAGACCGGCAAGCUCUUAGACUGGCUGCUGGAUCGGCGUCACUGUAAUCUCAAAUGGCAGACUGCAGUGAAAGAUAUCAGGGAGAAGAUCAACGCUGCCAUCCAGGACAUGCCAGAGAACGAGGAGAUCAAGCACCUGCUUUCCGGCUCCUACAUUCACUACUUCCACUGCUUGAGGAUAGUGGAGAUACUGAAGGGGACCGAGGCUUCCUCCAAGAACAUCUUCGGCAGAUAUUCAUCUCAGAGGAUGAAGGACUGGCAAGAGAUUAUUUCCCUUUAUGAGACGGAUAAUAUCUAUUUGGCGGAGGUGGCCAGCUUGCUGAGUCGCAACGUGAGCUACGAGGGCCCGGCGCUGAGGAAGCAGCUGGCCAAAGCCCAGCAGCUGCAGCAGGAGCUGAGCAGGCGGGAGGUGGAGUGCCAGAGCUCCGCCGCAGACCUGAGGGAACGCUACUACGCAGCCUGCAAACAGUACGGCAUCACGGGAGAAAAUGUGCCCCGCGAGCUGCAGGCUCUGGUCAAAGACCUGCCGGCGGUUCUGGAGGAGGUCGGGAAAGACGCAGAGAAGUUAGAGGAGCAAAUACAACUUUACACGGCUUUCACACACUUUGUAUGCGACUGGUCCGAGCCGGUCCUGCCGAUGCUGACGUUUGCCCAGAAGAGAGGAAACCCCACGUUCUACGAGUGGAGAACGGGGAAAGCGCCCACCGUGGUUGAGAGGCCGGUGGAGGAGGAAGCGCCUCCCGAAACACUCGCAGAGGAUUCGAUUGAUUGGGGCAACUUUGGCACCAGUGCAGCUGCUCCCGGUGUUAAUGCUGCCAUCACAGUGGAGGAUGGAAUAAACUGGGGCAUCAGUCUGGAGCCGAGCUUUGAGCAGGACUCUGGUGCCAUCGACUGGGGCGACAGUGAAGCAGCUCCCAUAGAAAUUGAAAUUGUGGAUGCAGGCUCAGACUGUCCCGAGGGUGUGGCAAGAGGCGAGGAUGCUUUAUCUGUACUGGAGAACCCUCAGUCACGCAGCCAGUUCAUUGACGAACUAAUGGAGCUGGAGACGUUCUUAACGCACCGCGUGACUGAGAUGGGAGAGGACGGAGACGUGGUGGCCAUGAGCCAGUUCCAGAUGGCCCCCUCCAUCCUCCAAGGCCAAACGCGGCAGCAUGUCCGGGAGAUGCUGGCCCAGGUGCUGGACCUCCUGGGUCGCCUCACCUCCCUCCGGAUGCAGCACCUGUUCACCAUCCAGGCGUCGCCGGGGUAUGUUGAACGCGUGUCAGAGUUGCUGAGGCAGAAGCUGAAGCAGGCAGACAUUCUGGUGCUGAAAGGUGCCACCAUGGUCGAGAAAAGACAGGAAGCCCUGGAGGAGCAGUCCAGACUGGAGCCUCGCGUCGACCUGCUGGCGGGACGCACCAGGGAACUCCAGAAAAUGAUUGAAGCUGACAUUUCAAAGCGAUACCACAAGAGGCCGGUCAACCUAAUGGGGGUUAAUAUAUAAUGAAAAAUCCCAGAUGUCAAAAUAAAAGUGGUAUUUAUCUUCAAGUCUUGCGUUUUCUUUACAUUUACUUAACAUUGGAUGAAAAAAAAUGCUAAAUUUUGUUUAAAUUUGUCCAGUUCUGAUAAAUGUUUGCACUCUUUACUUUGUUAAACCUGUUUUUAGUGAAUAGAUACUUUUAGUAAAUUUAAAUCAACUGAUUUUUUACUAAUAAGUAUGAAUCCUACCUACAACACAUGUUUAUUCAACAUGUCAUGUAUAUUUAAAAAAGUUAAUAUAAAGACAUAGUAAGGAGUAGUUAUCCUGCUUAAAUUACAGGCGAAUCAUAUUCACACAUUUUGUAUUGUAAAUGUUGUAGUUUACUUUAAAAUACUUGUUGUUAAUACUUGCACUGGUAAAAUCAACUAAAUGAAAUUAGUUGGCAACAACUUCACACAACUUAAAACGAUUUUUUCAUAAAUUAACAUGUUGACUUGACUUUUGCUUGUAACUGAGUAUUAGUAAACUGAAAUAUCUGAAUACUUCUUCCACCCAUUCCAUAACAGAAUCAUAAAAACAAUUGUAAAAUUGUUCAUUUAUUAAUGUAAUGAAAUAAACAGCUAAUAAAUGUAUUUUUAAGACGUGA